Messenger RNA from Ornithodoros turicata, 564 nucleotides. Its product is annotated as cell adhesion molecule Dscam1-like. The record is from RefSeq and is a predicted model, not a curated record. Gene Ontology annotation, biological process: cell-cell adhesion. Gene Ontology annotation, molecular function: cell adhesion molecule binding. The coding region runs from base 31 to 546 and encodes 171 amino acids. NCBI's taxonomy places the organism in Eukaryota, Metazoa, Arthropoda, Arachnida, Ixodida, Argasidae. Gene Ontology annotation, cellular component: cell-cell junction; plasma membrane. The transcript has 3 exons.
CUCCAGCCUUUUCAUUUUCCAACGGACGCUAUGGAAGGCAAGACGGUUACAGUUGCCUGUACUACGACGACAUCACUGCAAAAUGUUCAAUACCGUUGGCUGAGAAACGGUAAACCCUUGCGUGAGAACGCAAGGGUCAAAUUCGGAACGCUUCCCCAACUGUCUGCUCUUAUAUUGGGACCUCUACAAGAAACGGAUGCUGGAAACUACACCUGUCUGGCGACGUACGGACGCAGUAGGAGCUCAUAUGGAGAUGCGCUCAACGUACUGGUCCCACCAAAAUGGGAACAGGAACCACUGGACAUAUCUGUAAAAGAAGGCGACAAUGUCACUCAGCCAUGCGAAGCCAAGGGCUAUCCAAAGCCAGAAAUAAAGAUUAAGAAGGAAGGAACGGACAGCUUCGGUGCAACAGGAUCUCUUAUUAUCUCUAAGGCUUCCAAGCACAACGGUGGCACAUACACCUGCCACGCAGAUAACGGUGUAGGGAAAGGGCUCAUUAAACCUUUCAAAGUCAUCAUUUAUGGUAAGCUCAGUAUAACUCAGUAACUCAUGUGUACGAGCUUU